AGAUUGUACGCGAGGUUGUCGAGAAAGAAGUUACCUGCCGAUCCUGCGAUAUCGAUGUCUUUGCGUUCGAGGAUGAGCAGAAGCGGACGUACUGGGCUGCUAUUGAUGGGCUUGGAAACGUGGGUGAGGGAGUGGUGGAGAAUGGUGAAGAGCAUAACCACGACCAUAACCACGAGCACAACCAUGAAGAGGACGCGCGUGAGCCCCUCUUGGAUGAACAAGAGCAGAAGGAGCACCAGAAGGAACUAAAAGAACAAGAGAAGCAAGAGCAGAAGGAAUCUCUCGGGUUACAUGACCAUAGGCGGGAGUAAACGACGAGUAUUGGCAAGACGAGUGUACGAUUAUUAGAAAGGACCAUCUCAACCCAACUAAAGACGUUGAGCGGUUAUAGAGUGCAGCAAAUCAAUAUCACGCCUUUUUAUAUCCUACAACCAAAU
This is a messenger RNA of Saitoella complicata NRRL Y-17804, 437 nucleotides long. RefSeq lists its product as uncharacterized. The record is from RefSeq and is a predicted model, not a curated record. Lineage: Eukaryota; Fungi; Ascomycota; Saitoellomycetes; Saitoellales; Saitoellaceae. The annotation marks the transcript as partial. The transcript has a single exon.